UCAACAAUGUUGUGCGCUGUUAUGAUCCUUGAGGAAGAAACAACCGUCUAAGUCUUCCCUGUAUUUGAUCUGCCAUGUUCUUUGAUAUCAUACCAAUUCGCAUUUCUUAACUCGCCAUUGACAUUAUGCGCUUAGCAUCAGUGGUUCCUUUGAUCCCUGCAGAACUGGUAGCAGCACUCGACCAUUCGUGUGGUAUCCGAACGGACACCGAUCUUCUCUUCUUUGGUUCUAGCUUGGACAUCAUCAAAAGAUUACCACUCGGGACCGUAACGCUUUCAGACCUUCAAAAGUUCACCGAAUUAGUAGCAGAACAAGCAUCGGUCCCUGGAUAUCGGGGAGACGAGAUUCUUGCUGGCACAGCACGGACAUAUGAGAAACAUCCUCAAGUCAGCUGUGGUGUCAAGAAACUAGAUGAACUUGUUGGUGGUUUUGGUGGCUCUCGAGUUUUUGAAAUAUCUGGAGCUAAAGGGUCAGGUAAAACGGCACUUGCGCUGCAAGUAGUGAUCCAGCACCUUCUUUCUGAUGCAGAUUCUUGUGCUUUAUGGAUAGAUACAUCCGGUGACUUCUCUGCAGAGAAAACUGCUCAGCUAGUGCGACAGUUUAAUGUAGCAGUAUCUGAUAAGGUGCUAGAGAGAUUGCAGGUAUCCUUGAGUUUCAACAUCGAGGCAGUGCACGAUGUCCUCGAAGCGCUGCGCAUUUCGCUUUCUAGCUCUAGGACUGUUGGACCAACAGUCCAGUGGAUAGUCCUCGAUUCUAUAACCCCACUUUUACUACCGUCCCUAAGUGCGGUAUCUUCUCAAGGACAUGCCAUGAUGACAACGUUUAUGCGCCAAUUACGCGAGCUUUCUCGGACUUUCGGGAUCACUAUCAUGGUGAUCAACGGAACAUCAGCAGCUGCACCAUUCAAUCAGAGUUCUGCAUUUGCAUCAACAAUUAGAAAACCUGCUUUGGGCCCUUCGUUUACAUUUAUGACAGAUUGCACCCUCUGGUUAUCGAAGAUGAAAGAUAUACCUGAUCCCGAGGGCCCGUUUUCGGUGCACGUAGCGGAAGUAUUCCGUUCGAGGGCAACAAGAUCAAAGACUUGGUGCACCUUCCAAAUUCGCUAUGGCGUCUUAUCCUCGACAUCAGAUUUGUAGCUAUCGCCUCUCGCAGGUAAUUUCUUGGCAUAAUACGCAUGUCCGGUUUGACCCAGUGGCUCGCCGACAAACAGAAUUCAUUUGAAUUAUAGAAGCAGAUU
This is a messenger RNA of Suillus plorans, 1237 nucleotides long. RefSeq names its product P-loop containing nucleoside triphosphate hydrolase protein. Gene Ontology annotation, cellular component: replication fork; centrosome; Rad51B-Rad51C-Rad51D-XRCC2 complex. Gene Ontology annotation, biological process: reciprocal meiotic recombination; DNA strand invasion; telomere maintenance. Lineage: Eukaryota; Fungi; Basidiomycota; Agaricomycetes; Boletales; Suillaceae. Gene Ontology annotation, molecular function: four-way junction DNA binding; single-stranded DNA binding; ATP binding. The transcript is spliced from 6 exons. The coding region runs from base 126 to 1136 and encodes 336 amino acids. The record is from RefSeq and is a predicted model, not a curated record.